AUGAUGAACGGCGGCGCCGCCGAGACCCCUCGGACAUUUGUGAAGGAAGUGAAGCGUAUCGUCAUCAAAGUUGGGACUGCUGUUGUCACCAGAGGUGAUGGAAGAUUGGCACUUGGAAGAUUGGGAGCGCUCUGCGAGCAGAUUAAAGAGCUGAAUUACCAGCAUUAUGAAGUCAUUGUUGUUACCUCUGGUGCUGUUGGCCUUGGCCGCCAAAGGCUGAAAUACCGCCAGUUGGUCAAUAGCAGUUUUGCUGAUCUCCAAAAGCCACAAGAUGGUCUCGAUGGUAAAGCUUGUGCUGCUGUUGGGCAGAAUUGUAUCAUGGCCCUUUAUGACACAUUGUUUAGUCAGCUGGAUGUGACAUCUGCUCAACUUCUUGUGACUGAUUCAGACUUUAGGGAUAAAGAAUUCAGGAAGCAACUUAAGCAUACUAUAGAGUCGCUGAUGUCGCUAAGGGUUGUUCCCAUAAUCAACGAAAAUGAUGCUGUUAGUACUAGGCGAGCACCAUACGAGGAUUCUUCUGGUAUAUUUUGGGAUAAUGAUAGUUUGGCAGCUUUGUUGGCACUGGAGCUGAACGCUGAUCUUCUUGUUCUGCUGAGCGAUGUGGAGGGUCUUUACAGUGGUCCACCCAGUGAUCCAGAGUCGAAGUUGAUUCGUACAUACAUUGAGAGAGUUCAUCUGGGUGGAAUCACAUUUGGAGACAAGUCCAGGCUGGGAAGAGGGGGCAUGACAGCCAAAGUAAAAGCUGCUGUAAUGGCGGCUAAGGCAGGUGUCCCUGUCAUUAUAACCAGCGGAUUUGAUCCUGAGAGCAUACUGAAAGUCCUCCAAGGAGAUGAUGUCGGCACUCUCUUUCACCGUGAUGCUCAUUUGUGGGUCAAAACAAAGAAACAGGUGCUCGAGACAUGGCGGUUGCAGCAAGGGAAUGUUCUAGAAGGCUGCAGGCACUAUCUUCAGAAGAUAGGAAAAAGAUUUUGCUGGACAUAG
This is a messenger RNA of Linum trigynum, 981 nucleotides long. NCBI's taxonomy places the organism in Eukaryota, Viridiplantae, Streptophyta, Magnoliopsida, Malpighiales, Linaceae. The record is from the annotation of a GenBank genome assembly.